ACACGAUGAUACACUAGUAAAUUUAUUUCCUUAAAUCUCCUCGAGUCUAGAUGCUUAAGUUUUACUAGGGUUUUUCGUUCUCAACGUUGUCGCCGUGAAUCAUCAAGUUUGUGGAACUUCAAUUCGGCUCUUCUCCACUUCAGAAAGAGUCUCACGGGUUGGGGGAUCGAUAUCAAAUUUCCCUUAGAUGUGUCUGGAUUUGUUGGUUCCUGUAACGGGUUGAUUUGUUUAUCCGUCAAUAUGGAGUACGACAGCAUCUGGUAUCACGAGGAGCCUAAUGAACCUUUGUACAUCUGGAAUCCCAUCACCCGAGAGAUCGUCGCUCUUCCACCAAUUGCCAACAAAAAUUUGGUUAGCCUUGUGCAUGGAUUUGGUUACCAUCCUUUGACUAAGGAGUACAAGGUUGUCAGGAUUUCAUACCGCAGUAAGAGCAUGGAUGCGCCCCCCUGCAAAGGAAAGGUAGAGGUAUAUACUGUUGGCAGUGGCAGCGGGUGGAGGAAUGUAUUAAAAAUCGAUUACCUUAUAGAACCUAGUGGUGAAAACAUGAAUAAUUGUGUUAAUGGUGCUCUUCAUUGGCUCAAGUAUGAAACUGGGGAGAUUGUGGCUUUUGAUCUGGCGGAUGAGGAGUUCCACCUGGUUGAGUUCCACCUGGUUCAUACACCACCAGGUUUGUCCCAUGACAGCAAUAAAGCAUUGUCGUCCAGAAUCUUUGUAAUGAGAGGAUGUUUAUGUCUUGCUUAUGAAUAUGAAUUCUAUGGUGACUUAUGGAUGCUAAAGAAGCAGGAGAAUGCAGUAACUAGUGAUUUUUACAAUGCGAAAGACCAGUACUACAAGUCUCGGAAAUGGAUUAAAGAGAUAGAAAUACCAUAUGAAGAUUUAAAUCACGCCUUGAAGAUUUUUGGCCUCACCAAGGAAGGUGCAGUAGUACUGAAGCACGAAGAUGGGUCUAUGACUCUAUAUCACCCAAAAUUUAAUGCAAGGGUUGGUGAUUCGACUUUAUCCAACUGAUAUCACACAUCAACAGCUUUGUUUCAUUGAAAGCACUGGGAGAAGUAAAUGUUGCCACGCCCGAAAGAUAUACAGAUGACGUAAAUGUUGUCACGCCCGAAGGGUAUACAGAUGACAGUGAUGGUGGUCGGAGGAAGAGGAAGAGGAAGAGAAAGAGAACAAGGGCAGUUUAGCAUCAGAAUUUGAAGAUUACUAUACUUUAUAGAUUUUACAUACUCUGCUCUCUUUAUCUCUUUUCGUAGUUAACCUUUUCUUUUUGUUCUGGUGAGUUGCUUUUUUAUAUCUGAAAUAUGAAGACAUUUUCGGCUUAUUUGUUGAAUCAGCCCAGAAUAAGGAAAUUCCAUUGAAUUAAAUGAAAAAUGUCUGGUAAUUAACAUUCU
Papaver somniferum (opium poppy) is the source of this 1388-nucleotide messenger RNA. RefSeq names its product F-box protein At3g07870-like. The record is from RefSeq and is a predicted model, not a curated record. Bases 241 to 1008 code for a protein of 255 amino acids. The transcript has 2 exons. NCBI's taxonomy places the organism in Eukaryota, Viridiplantae, Streptophyta, Magnoliopsida, Ranunculales, Papaveraceae.